Molecule: messenger RNA, 4035 nt
Organism: Hypanus sabinus (Atlantic stingray)
Lineage: Eukaryota; Metazoa; Chordata; Chondrichthyes; Myliobatiformes; Dasyatidae
Product: DEP domain-containing protein 1B-like
Exons: 12
Coding region: 107-2740 (877 amino acids)
Biological process (GO): intracellular signal transduction
Source: RefSeq, a predicted model, not a curated record
UGAAGCUGGCUUUCGCUGUUUGCCGUUGUGUCCGGCUUCUGUGGUUGGAAAUGUCCAGCGGGUUUAUCACUGAUCAUUGCCGGGUUUGAACGUCAGCUGGAAGGUUAUGGAAAGCCGGAUUAUCUCGCCGGGGCCGUAUAGGGCUACGAAGCUGUGGAAUGAAUUAAUCAAGCUGUUUAGGGCAGGAAUGCCUUUGAAGAAACAUAGUGUGCGCUUGAAAAAGUACAAUAAUUGUUUUACUGCUUCAGAGGCAGUUGAUUGGCUACAUGAGCUGCUGAGAAAUAACAGUAACUUUGGACCAGAUGUGACUAGACAGCAAACUCUGCAACUGUUAAGAAAGUUUUUGAAGAAUCGUGUGAUUGAGGAUAUAAAAGGAAGAUGGGGAGCAGAGAAUGUGGAUGAUAACAGUCAGUUAUAUAGAUUUCCUGCUACAUCUCCAUUGAAAGUUGUUCCUAGCCAGCCUCCAUUUUACCAAAAAAUUACAACUGGAAUGAGCAACGCGAAGAAAAGUGAAUUUUGUCCAUUGUAUAAGGAGGCUAAAGUUCCUCAGGCGAAUACUGAAGAAUUGGAUAAGGAAGUUCUAGUGGUCACUUCUGACGAAGAGUGGACACACGCCAGGCCAGUUACUCAGAGUGACAUUGAAGAAGCUUGGAGAGAAGUUGUACUUAAUCACCUGCAGAAACUCUUAGGCUUAGCUUCACUGGAUGAAGUGCUGGAUCUCUCACAAGUUAUUUCUCAGAAUAUUGUAUACAAUGUAUGUAACAUCAGUAAACAUGGCGUUGUUGUAUUACAAGACAAAUCAGAAGAUCUACCUCAUUGGGUGCUGUCUGCUAUGAAGUGUCUAGCAAACUGGCCCCGGCACAAUGACCUGAAUCAGCCAACAUAUCCGGGUUUUGAGCGAGAUGUAUUUAAGACUGUUGCAGAUUACUUUAUCAAUCUUCCUGAGCCACUGCUUACGUUUGAAUAUUAUGAACUCUUUGUGAAUAUAUUAGUUUUGUGUGGUUACAUCAUGAUCUCAAACAGACAACAAGGAAAACGCAAGAAUUUGGAUGAAUUUGGCUGUCCACAGCCAGCAAAAUCACAACACCUGAAUAGCCAUAAAACCUCUUUCAAAUCGACUGAAUGCUUGUUGCUGAGCUUAAUUCGCAAAGACAUUUCAGCGAAGCCCACGCAGCAACAGGAGGAAGUCAAUGUAUCUGAGCAGAAACUAUUUCGAAAUGAGCAUAAUCUUCAAAAAGGAUGUGCUAGGCGUCUAAAUCAACAUGUGAAAAGCAAUAAGAAAGCUGAUAUUAAAGAUCAAUUAAUAGGAGGCAGCUAUCAAAACCUAGCUCACUUAAAAAAUGAUCUCAGACAGCGCUGCCCAAUCAUGUCGAGGCACCACUCAGUGGGACACAUUGCAAGUGGAGAUAAGGUACGCAAGCCACUGAGCCACAUUAACCUGAAUGUGGCAAGGCCUCAGAAUGGUACUGAACAGUCCCAUAUUCAGGGCACCCAGCCCCUCAUUAAUAGUAGACCUAAAGCAGAAUCAAUGUCAAAUCUGUAUCUGGAAAGUGGCAGACAGCAAGUUUCUAAUUUCAGCACCAGGUGCAGCUCAGCAUGGACUUUGGCUGAAUCCAGUAAUGAACCUCGGACUAAGUAUACAAAUCAAGAAUUGGUCACUGGAGAGGCGACCAAUGCAAUUGACCAAAAAUCAGUUCAGGGUCAGGAUCAACAGAAUCAGGAUUCACAAUUUGGAAGAUUGCACUAUUUUUCAAAAGUUAAUUACCAUGAGCUUAAUACAACAAAUAACUAUAAGAUACCCAAAGGCGUGGGCAGCUGUUUUAACAUAAAUGCUCCAGUUGCUGAAGUUACAAUGAAACCCAAUUGCUCACCUGAGCUAGGAUUAAGAAGACCAAGUGCAUUUAGUUUGGCCAACACAGGAACUGGAUAUCCAACUGCAGAUGGAGCCAUGUUCCAGUGUUUUAAGUAUACUGUGGAUGGAUCUGAGAAUUGCUCUUCAAAUGACUGCCAUUCAACCUUUGCAGAAUGUUUGAAUGACCCACAAAGUUUAUUGCAACCUCACCUGGAGCAGGUUGCUAUAGAAGCUCUCCAGAUAUGUUGCCUUCUUUUACCUCCACCCAAUCGCAGAAAACUGCAACUACUUAUGCGCAUGAUAUCUCGUAUUAGCCAGAAUGUCGAUAUGCCACAGCUUCAUGAUGCUAUGGGAACAAGGAUGCUGGUGGUUAACACUUUUUCACACUGUAUAUUACGUUGCAAGAAAGAAGUUGACCUUGAUGAAUUGUUAGGUACUCGACUUGUUUCUUUUAUACUGGACCACCAUCAAGAGAUUCUACAAGUACCAUCUUAUCUGCAGAAUGCUGUAGAAGAUCACAUCAACCAUCUCCAAAGAGUUAAGAUUCAGUAUCCAUGUACAGAUGUGAAUCCUUCAGUCCCAAUGUAUACAUUCUGCCAACAGAUAAGCAAUAAGGAAUUUGAAGAACAAAAGGUUACUAUAUCUCACCGUGCCAUGGCUGAGUUAUUGGAAAAUAUUGUGGAAGACAAGAAAUUAUCAGUCAAAGACAAGAAAAAAAAACUUAAACAAUUCCAAAAGGAAUAUCCAGAAAUCUAUCAAAACCGCUUCCCCACGUCCGAGUGUGAGAUGAAGCUCUUUCAGGAUAGACCCAAGAUCAAGCCACCAUUGCUGGUUAUAAUGAAGAAACCACUUAAACACCAGCAGAAAAAACAGAAUAUCAGGAGCUGAACUAAAUAUUUUCAGAAUUUUAAGAUUAUUUAAGGCUAUUUGCACGAUUCCUCAAUUCCUUGAUCUAACCAUAUGAAGUAAAGAUUUCUUAAAUUGUUUCUGAAAGGUAGAGAAUUGAAUCCAACAAUGGAAGUUUAAUCAACUGUAAAUAAAUAUACAAGAUUUUCAGGCAAUAUUUAGAUAGGCAUUUGUGAUCACCUCUGUUCCUUUAUAGUUGCUGAGAUACUAGGAAUUUCCCUAUUUUCAGAUUUCAAACACUUAGACUAUACUCCUGCAAAAUUAGUUUUUAUUCUGCAAUGUUUCAGCAUUCUUUGAAAUGACUAAUUUAUAAUGUAUCAAUGCAUUGACAUAUUAUACUUUGCCUUGCAGACAAUAAUGAGUCUGUUUUAAGUCUUGAUGAAACUGCAAGGCAGAAAUGGGAUUGAUGCAUUGUUGAUGUAUAAUGCACGAUUUUCAGUGCCACUGUUUUAUAUUUGAAAUCAGAAACGCACUACCAAAGUUAUAAAAUACAGAAUUACCAUCAGGGAAAUGUUUGACUCAUUCUCAUUAUAAUACCGUAAUCCUCGUCUACAGUAUACUCUGUAACUGACUUUCAUUGUUAGUGCUUCUGCAUUUUUUAGAAUUAGAAUCAGAUUUAUUAUCACUGACAUAUAACAUAAAAUUUGCUGUUUUGCAACAGAGACAUGCUAUAAUAUAAAUCUUGUUAAAAAUUGUUAAAAUAAAUAGUUUAAUUGACACUAGAAGAUACAGAAGCAUUUGCAAUUUUGUUUUAUUGCCUCUUGUUUGAUUUCCUUUGUUUUUAUUGAGUUGGACAGAUAGGUCUAGCUUAAUAAUACUUAAUCAGAUUUUUCCGGUUAGAAAUGUACAAUGAAUCAUUUUUGGUGGUAAUGCCUUAACCUGGAAUUAUUGGCAUAAUUGAUUCAAAACCUCAGCUACAAACUUUGUAAUACAGCAUGUUCUAAAUUAAAUUGUAAAGAUAGGAACAUUAAAAUGGAAUGUUGGAAAAUAUUUAGUAGACGUAUGAGUAUGCAGACAAGUGCCUGAGUUGUCCAAACUUCUGAACUCCAGCUGGCUACAAUGAGUAAAAUAGGGCAAUUCUUAAGUUGCUUUGUUUAUUUAGCUCCUCCAAGGUCAAUGCUAUAGCAUGUUGCAACAAUUACACCACCAAAUUUCAGAAGGACGGUGAUGAUUGGUCAUCUGGUCCUGACUGACAGCUACAUAUAGCUUGCAGCAAAUGUCUAUCUGCUGUCUGAAGCCAGUUUGAAAGCAGUGAAAUGAUGUCAUUGCUGCUCUCA